Molecule: messenger RNA, 1892 nt
Organism: Oryctolagus cuniculus (rabbit)
Lineage: Eukaryota; Metazoa; Chordata; Mammalia; Lagomorpha; Leporidae
Gene: TAMALIN
Product: trafficking regulator and scaffold protein tamalin
Biological process (GO): signal transduction
Cellular component (GO): plasma membrane
Molecular function (GO): protein binding
Source: RefSeq, a predicted model, not a curated record
GCGGCCAGGGGCCCGCCCGCGGGUCUCCGUGAGCCGCCGGCGGCGCCGCCGAGAGCUGCAAGCGCCGACUGCCCGGGGCUUCCCGGCGCGGAGACAUGACCCUCCGCCGGCUCAGGAAGCUGCAGCAGAAAGAGGAGGCGGCGGCAGCCCCGGACCCCGGCGCCCGGGCCCCCGCCGCGACGCCGGCCUCGGGUCCCCCUGCUGCCGCCGCCAGCCCUGGGCCGCCCGCGGAAGAGCUGUACGCGGCGCUGGAGGACUACCACCCCGCCGAGCUGUACCGCGCGCUCGCCGUGUCCGGGGGUACCCUGCCCCGCCGUAAGGGCUCAGGAUUCCACUGGAAGACUCUCACCCAGAGUCCCGAACAACAUCGGAAAGUGCUGACUUUGGAAAAGGAGGAUAACCAGACCUUCGGCUUCGAGAUCCAGACCUAUGGACUUCACCAUCGGGAGGAGCAGCGCGUGGAGAUGGUGACGUUUGUCUGCCGAGUGCAUGAGGCCAGCCCCGCCCAGCUGGCUGGGCUCACACCAGGAGACACCAUCGCCAGCGUCAACGGGCUGAACGUGGAAGGUGUCCGGCACCGAGAGAUUGUUGACAUCAUCAAGGCAUCUGGCAAUGUCCUCAGACUGGAGACGCUAUACGGAACAUCCAUUCGGAAGGCAGAGCUGGAGGCUCGGCUGCAGUACCUGAAGCAAACCCUGUAUGAGAAGUGGGGGGAAUACAGGUCCCUAAUGGUGCAGGAACAGCGGCUGGUGCACGGCCUCGUGGUGAAAGACCCGAGUAUCUACGACACGCUGGAGUCGGUGCGUUCCUGCCUCUACGGGGCCGGCCUGCUCCCGGGUUCGCUGCCCUUCGGGCCUCUGCUGGCUGCCCCCGGGGGUCCCCGCGGGGGCGCCCGGCGGGCCGGGGGCGACGCCGCCGACGACACGGUCUACCACACGUGCUUCUUCGGGGGCGCAGAGCCGCCAGCGCCACCCCCGCCACCGCCGCCUCCUGCCCGUUCGCUCGGCCCCAGCCCCACCGAAGCCCCAGCCUCAGGGCCGGGUCCGGGGCCGCGGGCCGCGCUCAGCCGCAGCGCCAGCGUGCGGUGCGCGGGCCCGGGAGGCGGCGGGGGCGCGCCCGGCGCGCUCUGGACUGAGGUCCGGGAGCAGGCUCUGUGCGGCCCCGGCCUGCGCAAGACCAAGUACCGUAGCUUUCGUCGGCGGCUGCUCAAGUUCAUCCCCGGACUCAACCGCUCCCUGGAGGAGGAAGAGAGCCAGUUGUAGGGGUGGGCGGGCCGUUGGGGGAGGUAUUUAUUUAUUUAUUCUUUCCUAACAGGCAGGCCGAGGGGGGGGGAGGCGGGCCAAGAGGACCCCAGGAUCCCAGAGCAGCCUGAGAGCGUCCGCCCAGGAGGCCCCGGAAGGAGCCAAGGGCAGGGAGAGAGUAGGCGUCGGGGUUGGGAGAGGUUUGGGGGUGCCCAUUUUGCCAUCUGUAGUCUGGGUCAGUAGUGCCUUGUGGGGUAUCCACCGGGGUGGGGUCCCUGUCCCACGAAGCCCUCUCCUCAGCUUUACUUGCUCUCCGCCCCCACCCUCAGCAGUGGGGAGAAGCGGCCCUCCUAACCCCCUCUCCCCGCCAUGACUCGGGGCCCACCCUCCUUGUGCCACGCACACAGCUGCUGCCACCCCGCGGGUCUGCAGGGGGCGUCCGGUGCUGGUCCCCGCCCCCUCUCCCCAGCCUGGCCUGGACUCACCCCAAGGGCUCAGCCCCCGCCAGGGGCCUGUGUAAACUAAGAGGGGACGUUCGUGGGGGCCCCUGGGCAUACGGGUGUCGAGGUGGGGUGGGGGCAGCGCAGACUGUUGCAGCGUUUUAUUGUUCCUUCUGAACCGCAAACUGUAUAAAAUUGACGGGUUUUUGCA